Messenger RNA from Ceutorhynchus assimilis (cabbage seed weevil), 171 nucleotides. Lineage: Eukaryota; Metazoa; Arthropoda; Insecta; Coleoptera; Curculionidae. The record is from the annotation of a GenBank genome assembly.
AUGACUUCAAUUUUAAUUAGACAAUGGUACCAUGUAUUUGUGCCAGCCAGUGGCAUGUUGCUUGGAUGGUAUCUGGAUCGAAAAGAAACUGAAAGGCUAGUUUUGUUUAGGGACAAAACUGCCCUGUAUGGAAGAGAGUUACAAGCAGGAGAAAAGCCAUCAUGGCCUUAA